This is a messenger RNA of Phlebotomus argentipes, 5232 nucleotides long. It is a transcript of the gene rdgB, whose product is annotated as protein retinal degeneration B. Gene Ontology annotation, biological process: phospholipid transport. Gene Ontology annotation, molecular function: phosphatidylcholine binding; phosphatidylcholine intramembrane carrier activity; phosphatidylinositol binding. NCBI's taxonomy places the organism in Eukaryota, Metazoa, Arthropoda, Insecta, Diptera, Psychodidae. Gene Ontology annotation, cellular component: cytoplasm. The coding region runs from base 768 to 4346 and encodes 1192 amino acids. The record is from RefSeq and is a predicted model, not a curated record. The transcript has 10 exons.
GCCCAGGCGUUGAAAAUCCAAUGCUUACGCUUCCUCCAUGGGAAAGUGUGUCUGUGAGCGAUUUGCGCGCGUUCUCCCAAUGUUUGUUGUCCCUGGCACAGAAAUACGGGCUGAGAGAGAGACAAUUUUGCACAUCAGUCUCGUACUUUCUGGCCAAGUUGUUGGGUGGAAAAUCUGUGGUGCUGCGCCCAAGAGCUUGGGCGUUUAGGGUUGUUCUGGUGGCGGGAAGGUCCCCUUGAGGAGUCACCUCAAAGUGCAGGAGCAAAUCACUCUGUGUGCGACUGCAAGACUUGAUUGAGUUGGGAGAAUUUGGGAAGGUGCUGCGGAUCCUCAAUGGAGCAAUUGCAAAAGUGAGUCUAGAGUCUCUGUAGUGAUACUCGUGUGAAGAUAAAGUGGUUGAAGUUGAGAGUAUGACGAAAGUGCGAAGUUGAAUAAGAUUUUGAGACGAACUCCCACCUAAAGGACGACAUGAGGACGUGGUGAUGAUGAGGAACCAGGGAUUGAUCCCUGUCAAAUGCGCCUCGGUAAUAGUUAAACAGGGCGAAAGCAUCAAACCAAAGAGGAGAGACAUACUCUGCAGAUUAUCCUGUGUGUAGAGGGUAAAAGAAGGAGAAGAAGAAAAAAGAGGCAACAAGAAAGUUUGCCAGGGACAUCUGGGACAAGAAUAUUCACUUCUCGUUCCAGGAGGAAUUGACGUUUGAGAAAAAAAAAAGAUUUCAUCUCUCUGUGGAUUUUUGCGAAAGCUGUGAAUAUUCUCAUAAUCAAAUAUGCUGAUUAAAGAAUACAGAAUUCCUCUGCCCCUCACGGUGGAGGAGUAUCGUAUUGCUCAACUCUAUAUGAUUGCUAAAAAGAGCCGCGAUGAGAGCAGUGGGGCCGGAAGUGGUGUGGAAAUAAUCGUGAAUGAGCCGUAUGUUGACGGUCCGGGCGGAAAUGGUCAGUACACGAGGAAGAUCUACCAUGUGGGGAGUCACUUGCCGGGUUGGAUAAAGGGUCUGUUGCCCAAGAAUGCUCUGAUAGUUGAGGAGGAGGCGUGGAAUGCCUAUCCAUACACCAAGACUCGCUACACUUGUCCCUUCAUGGAGAAACUCUCACUGGAGAUUGAGACUUACUACUUCCCGGACAAUGGUGACCAGGAGAAUGUGUUUAAGCUCACGGGUGGAGACCUGAGAAAUCGCCAAGUGGACGUGAUUGACAUCGUCAAGGACCAGCUGUACGGUGCGGAUUACGUCAGGGAGGAGGAUCCGAAGCUGUACAUCUCGCAGAAGACCUCCCGUGGCCCACUGCAGGAUGGGUGGAUCGAUGAGUACUGGAAUGAGGUGAAGAACAAACAGCAGCCGACUGCCAGAAAUAUGGCCAUCAUGUGCGCCUACAAGCUGUGUCGCGUGGAGUUCCGCUACUGGGGCAUGCAGACGAAGCUGGAGAAGUUCAUCCACGACACGGCGCUGAGGAAAACCAUGCUGCGGGCCCAUCGGCAGGCGUGGGCGUGGCAGGACGAGUGGCAUGGUCUGACCAUGGAUGACAUCCGUGAGAUUGAGCGACAGACGCAACUGGCGCUGCAGAAGAAGAUGGGCGUGGAGGGCGAGGCCGCGGAGGCGACAGAUGAGGUGGCCACAGUGGCCGAGGGUCAGCCGGCCGUGGGGGUGACGGAGGCGAGUGUGGAGGAGAGUUCAGAGGAUGAAAAUACCGAUGAGGUCACGGCAAAUUCCAACUCCAAGUACGCCAAUGCCAAGCUGUUCGUCUCGCCCAAGAAUGCCCUCCCAUCGCCUCUGGGAUCAACGAAUAGUUUUGAUCUGCAGCUGGCAUCUCAAGCCCCUUUGAAAAAUGUGGCCAAUUGGCGAAUGGAGAAACUGGAAGUGGACUCAAAGUCUGGAUCUGAGGAGGAGUUUUUUGAUUGCCUGGACACUGGCGAAUCUACAUCUCUGGCCAAGUGGAGUUCACUGGAAUUGCUGGCGGACGAGGAGGACAGUCCACCGGCGGCUAUGAGGAAUCAGGAGGACAGCAUUUUCAGUCAUUCCUUUCUGCAGCGCGUUGCCUCUGAGCGAGGCUCUCGUCGAUCAACAUUUGGCACUGCAUCCAGCAUUGAUCGAAGCAAUACGGACUCUCCGCCAAGUUCUCCUGGUCCUCCAGCUUGUCCUACGUCCGUUCUGAUUCUCGUGCUCCACGCUGGAAGUGUUCUGGAUGCCAAUGUUGAUCUGGCGGCCAAGAAGUCUGACAUCACAACCUUCCGAGGAGCUUUUGAGAGUGUCAUGAGACAACACUAUCCUUCCAUGGUGGGCCAUGUGGCCAUCAGACUAGUUCCCUGCCCUUCAGUGUGCACUGACGCCUUGGGAAUCCUAUCCAGUUUGAGUCCCUACUCUUUUGACUCAUCUCCGUCUACCACGGAUUCGCCGAAUAUGACUGAUGUGCCGAUCGGGGCGAUUCCUUUGCUCACAACCUGCACUCAGGAGUUCCAGGACGCCGUGAAUCAAGCUGUGACUGCCGCGAAUCUCGCAUAUUCUGACUUCCUUCGCUGCGAAGAGGGAUGUGGCUUCACCGGCCAGGUUGUUCUCAUUGGGGACUCAAUGGGGGGCAUUCUGGCCUACGACGCCCUCUGUCGCACUUCCGGACGCCUGGGCAGUGAUGCCAGUGCCCUGGAUCUCAUCGAUGACAAUCUGGUGAAUAAUGAAUUGGAUGCAGCCAGACUCCUGAUGGCGCCAUCGCCAAGGAGACGCUCAUCAUCCAUCAAUGAGGCUCGCCUUCCGAAGCUCCACUUUGAAGUGGGAGAUCUCUUCCUCUUUGGCAGUCCACUGGCCAUUGUCUUGGCUGCUAGGAAACUUAGUGAUGCCAGUUAUGGCUCUGAGAGACCUCAAUGCACUCAAGUCUACAAUCUCUUCCAUCCCACGGAUCCUGUCGCUUCCAGACUCGAGCCACUGAUCAGUGCGAGAUUCUCCAUGUUGGCGCCCAUCAAUGUGCCGAGAUAUGCCAAGUAUCCGCUUGGCAAUGGUCAACCUUAUCAUCUCUUGGAAUUGAUUCAAUCCAGUCCACAACUGUUCAGCGAUGGACUUCAUGCCAGAAGGCUGUCAGACUCUUCAUUGCAAAGCACCAUGUCUGGAAUGAUAGAUAAUGUUCCUCUCACCACUAUCAAUACGCUUCAACAUCGCUGGUGGGGCUCAAAACGCCUCGAUUAUGCUCUCUACUGCCCUGAAGGACUCGGUAAUUUCCCUGCUCAUGCUCUGCCUCAUCUCUUCCAUGCCAGCUACUGGGAGAGCAGCGACGUGAUUGCCUUCAUUCUCCGUCAGAUUGGGAGAUUUGACUCCACUACUAUGGCCAUGGGGGAGGAGAAGGAGGUGUCCUCCUUCCGGCCUGGACAGCCGCGCGAGAAGUGGAUCAAGAAGCGCACGUCGGUGAAGCUGAAGAACGUCACGGCCAAUCACAGGGCGAAUGAUGUGAUUGUGAAGGAGGGAGAACCUCAGAAGCUCUUGGCGAGGUUUAUGUAUGGCCCUCUGGAUAUGAUAACACUGGCCGGAGAGAAGGUGGAUGUGCACCUGAUGAAGGAUCCGCCGGGAGGCGAGUGGAUGCACGUGACGACAGAGGUGACGGACAAAACGGGGAGGAUCCAGUAUACGUUGCAGGGCGACAAGACCAUGGGAUACGGGAUUUUCCCGGUGAAGAUGGUUGUGAGAGGCGAUCACACGUCGGUGGACUUUUAUCUGGCCGUCAUUCCGCCGUGCACUGAGUGUGUAGUCUUCAGCAUUGAUGGGAGCUUCACGGCCAGCAUGUCGGUGACGGGAAGGGAUCCCAAGGUGAGAGCGGGAGCCGUGGAUGUGUGUCGGCACUGGCAGGAGUUGGGCUACCUUCUGAUCUUCAUCACGGGCCGCCCGGAUAUGCAACAGCAGCGCGUUCUGUCGUGGCUCAGUCAACACAAUUUCCCACAUGGUUUGGUGUCGUUUGCCGAUGGACUCAGCACUGAUCCGCUGGGCCACAAGACGGCCUACCUCAACAAUCUGAUGCAGAAUCAUGGCGUGGUGAUUCACACGGCGUACGGCAGCAGCAAGGACAUAAGUGUGUACACGAAUAUUGGACUGAAGCCCAAGCAGAUCUAUAUUGUGGGCAAGGUGAGCAAGAAGCUGCAAGGCAAUGCGACAUGUCUGUCCGAGGGAUAUGCGCAGCAUCUCAGCAGUCUGUUGGCUCAUGGUGGCUCCAGGCCGGCGCAGGGCAACGCCAGGAUGGUCAUUCCACGGGGCUGCUUCAAUCUUCCCGGGCAGGCGAGGCGCAGGAGCAAGGACACGGCAGGAGCUGGUCUGCCUCUCGCUUCGCCCAUUCGCAGUGGCUACCUAAAGAGGAAAUCCUAUCUCAGUCAUGUCUAAGAUGUUUCUAAGUGUCAUUAUCGAGUGAUUCCUUGAUUUAUUGUCACAUAGUACCUGGGCUCAGAAGACUGUAUCUUUCCUGUUCGAUGGCAGAAUUGACAAGUAUAAAACACAUAACAAAAAGAAAAAAAAAAUGCUGUAAACUAAGUCAAAAAGAUGCUUCCAUUUCUAUAAAAUGCGGGUGAUCCUCUUCGCCCAUAACGAGAUUGCAUCAAAAAAUGAGAAGAAAAAAUGUUGCGUGAAAGUAAAAAUGGGAAAUUCUAACUGCAAUCUCGCCUUUCUCCAAGACAAAAAAAAUGAAAAGAAACCUUUUAUUAAGUGUUGUGCAAAAUUGGAAAGCAAAUUUUAAUGAAAAAAAAUUAAGAUCUUGUAAAAGUCAAGUUAGUUGAUGAAAUUGAUGAUUCUCUAUGUGUAAUACUCGUUAGAUUAACAAGAAGCUGUUCAUUGAAAGGGUUGAGAAGUGAGGAAACAGAAGGUGUUGAAGAAGAUUUAGGAAGAAAAAUCCAUAAUUGUAUUUAUCUGUGAAGUUGUAGAAGUUUGAAAUGGAGAAAUAUGAAAAAUUGCUCUCUAAAUGUUGUUAGUUGUUAGGAUGAGAGAUUUUGGCGGGGUGGAAAUAAUUAUUUUAAAGAAAUUACUGUAUUGAUGUGUGCGUGUGUAAAACAUCCACUCGUUGAGAUCAACAAAAAAACACUGUGAGAUAGAAAAAGGAAAGAAAGAUAUUUUGGGAAGUUUGUCUCUUACAAAAGGUGAAUUUUAGAAAUGGUGAUUAGAAUGGUUAUGCAGGAAAAAAUGGAAUUUCAAUGUGUACUAAUUGUAAAUUUUGUUAUGAGCAACAGAGAUGAUAUAUUUGUAAAUGUUACGUUCAAUAAAUGUAUAAAAUUUAUAA